Oryctolagus cuniculus (rabbit) is the source of this 8856-nucleotide messenger RNA. RefSeq names its product sodium voltage-gated channel alpha subunit 2 (gene SCN2A). Gene Ontology annotation, cellular component: plasma membrane; voltage-gated sodium channel complex. NCBI's taxonomy places the organism in Eukaryota, Metazoa, Chordata, Mammalia, Lagomorpha, Leporidae. The record is from RefSeq and is a predicted model, not a curated record. Gene Ontology annotation, molecular function: voltage-gated sodium channel activity; protein binding. Gene Ontology annotation, biological process: sodium ion transmembrane transport; neuronal action potential; membrane depolarization during action potential.
CUCACAGACAGUGGGUACCAUCGAGUGAGUGUCAGAGCAGAAAGCUAAGGCAGGAGCAGAGAGAAAGCCAUGGUCGUCUUUCUUUCUUUUCUUUUCUUUUUUUCUUAUUUAGUGAGGAUAUAGCACGUUUGAGAUUGUACUUUCUGCUCUAGUCAGAAUUCUAACGAACCUCACUGGAGACCAUUAUAUUCAACACAUUCAUGGAUUCUGUGCUCUGAUUUACCAUUCCUCUUAUUUCAGCACUUUCUUAUGCAAGGAGCUAAACAGUGAUUAAAGGAGCAGGAUGAAAAGAUGGCACAAUCAGUGCUGGUACCGCCAGGACCUGACAGCUUCCGCUUCUUUACCAGGGAAUCCCUUGCUGCUAUUGAACAACGCAUUGCAGAAGAGAAAGCCAAGAGACCCAAGCAGGAGCGCAAGGAUGAGGAUGAUGAAAAUGGCCCAAAGCCAAAUAGUGACUUGGAAGCAGGAAAAUCUCUUCCAUUUAUUUAUGGAGACAUUCCUCCAGAGAUGGUGUCAGAGCCCCUGGAGGACCUGGACCCCUACUAUAUUAAUAAGAAAACAUUUAUAGUAUUGAAUAAAGGGAAAGCAAUCUCUCGGUUCAGUGCCACCCCUGCCCUGUACAUUUUAACUCCCUUCAACCCUAUUAGAAAAUUAGCUAUUAAGAUUUUGGUACAUUCUUUAUUCAAUGUGCUCAUUAUGUGCACUAUUCUAACCAACUGUGUGUUUAUGACCAUGAGUAACCCUCCAGACUGGACAAAGAAUGUGGAGUACACCUUUACAGGAAUUUAUACUUUUGAAUCACUUAUUAAAAUACUUGCAAGGGGCUUUUGUUUAGAAGAUUUCACAUUUCUACGGGAUCCAUGGAAUUGGCUGGAUUUCACAGUCAUUACUUUUGCAUAUGUGACAGAGUUUGUGGACCUGGGCAAUGUCUCAGCGUUGAGAACAUUCAGAGUUCUCCGAGCAUUGAAAACAAUUUCAGUCAUUCCAGGCCUGAAGACCAUCGUGGGGGCCCUGAUCCAGUCGGUGAAGAAGCUCUCGGAUGUCAUGAUCCUGACUGUGUUCUGUCUGAGCGUGUUUGCUCUCAUAGGGCUGCAGCUGUUCAUGGGCAACCUGAGGAAUAAGUGUUUGCAAUGGCCCCCAGAUAAUUCUUCCUUUGAAAUAAAUGUCACUUCUUUCUUUAAUAACUCACUGGAUGGAAAUGGUACCACUUUCAAUAGGACAAUGAGUAUUUUUAACUGGGAUGAAUAUAUCGAGGAUAAAAGUCACUUUUAUUUUUUGGAAGGACAAAAUGAUGCUCUGCUUUGUGGCAACAGCUCAGAUGCAGGACAAUGUCCAGAAGGAUACAUCUGUGUGAAGGCUGGUAGAAACCCCAACUAUGGCUAUACAAGCUUUGAUACCUUUAGUUGGGCCUUCUUGUCCUUAUUUCGUCUCAUGACUCAAGACUUUUGGGAAAACCUUUAUCAACUGACAUUACGUGCUGCUGGAAAAACAUACAUGAUAUUUUUUGUGCUGGUCAUUUUCUUGGGCUCAUUCUACCUGAUAAACCUGAUCCUGGCUGUGGUGGCCAUGGCCUAUGAGGAGCAGAAUCAGGCAACACUGGAAGAGGCUGAGCAGAAAGAAGCUGAGUUUCAACAGAUGCUUGAACAGUUGAAAAAGCAACAAGAAGAAGCUCAGGCAGCAGCUGCUGCAGCUUCUGCUGAAUCAAGGGAAUUCAGUGGUGCCGGGGGCGUUGGCGUUUUCUCAGAGAGUUCUUCAGUAGCAUCAAAGUUGAGCUCCAAAAGUGAGAAAGAGCUGAAAAACAGAAGAAAGAAAAAGAAGCAAAAAGAACAGUCUGGAGAAGAAGAGAAGGAAGAUGGAGUCCGAAAAUCUGAAUCCGAAGACAGCAUAAGAAGAAAAGGUUUCCGUUUUUCCUUAGAAGGAAGUAGGCUGACAUAUGAAAAGAGAUUUUCUUCUCCACACCAGUCUUUAUUGAGCAUCCGAGGCUCCCUUUUCUCUCCAAGACGCAACAGUAGGGCGAGCCUUUUCAGCUUCAGAGGUCGAACAAAGGAUGUUGGCUCUGAGAAUGACUUUGCGGAUGAUGAGCACAGCACUUUUGAGGACAAUGACAGCCGAAGAGACUCUCUGUUUGUGCCACACAGGCAUGGAGAACGACGUCACAGCAAUGUCAGCCAAGCCAGCCGCACCUCCAGGGUGCUCCCCAUUUUGCCCAUGAAUGGGAAGAUGCACAGUGCUGUGGAUUGCAAUGGCGUGGUAUCGUUGGUAGGGGGACCCUCUGCCCUCACAUCUCCCACUGGGCAGCUCCUGCCAGAGGGCACAACUACUGAAACAGAAAUAAGAAAGAGACGGUCCAGUUCUUACCAUGUUUCCAUGGAUUUGUUGGAAGAUCCCACAUCAAGGCAAAGAGCAAUGAGUAUAGCGAGUAUUUUGACCAACACCAUGGAAGAACUUGAAGAAUCUAGGCAGAAAUGCCCACCUUGCUGGUAUAAAUUUGCUAACAUGUGUUUGAUUUGGGACUGCUGCAAACCAUGGUUAAAAGUGAAACAUCUUGUCAACCUGGUCGUGAUGGACCCUUUCGUUGAUCUGGCCAUUACCAUCUGCAUUGUCUUAAAUACUCUCUUCAUGGCCAUGGAGCACUACCCCAUGACAGAACAGUUCAGCAGUGUAUUGUCCGUUGGAAAUCUGGUCUUCACUGGAAUCUUCACAGCAGAAAUGUUUCUCAAGAUUAUUGCCAUGGAUCCAUAUUACUACUUUCAAGAAGGCUGGAAUAUUUUUGAUGGUUUUAUUGUGAGCCUUAGUUUAAUGGAACUUGGUUUAGCCAAUGUUGAAGGAUUGUCAGUUCUUCGAUCAUUUCGGCUGCUCCGAGUUUUCAAGUUGGCAAAGUCCUGGCCCACACUAAACAUGCUAAUUAAAAUCAUUGGCAAUUCCGUGGGGGCACUGGGUAACCUCACCUUGGUGUUGGCCAUCAUUGUCUUCAUUUUUGCUGUGGUUGGCAUGCAGCUCUUUGGUAAGAGCUACAAAGAAUGUGUCUGCAAGAUUUCCAAUGAUUGUGAACUUCCACGCUGGCACAUGCAUGACUUCUUCCACUCUUUCUUGAUCGUGUUCCGUGUGCUGUGUGGAGAGUGGAUAGAGACCAUGUGGGACUGUAUGGAGGUCGCUGGUCAAACCAUGUGCCUUACUGUCUUCAUGAUGGUCAUGGUGAUUGGAAACCUAGUGGUUCUGAACCUCUUCCUGGCCUUGCUCUUGAGUUCUUUCAGUUCUGACAAUCUUGCUGCCACUGACGAUGAUAAUGAAAUGAACAAUCUCCAGAUUGCUGUGGGAAGGAUGCAGAAAGGAAUCGAUUUUGUUAAGAGAAAAAUACGUGAAUUUAUUCAGAAAGCCUUUGUUAGAAAGCAGAAGGCUCUAGAUGAAAUUAAACCCCUUGAAGAUCUAAAUAACAAAAAAGACAGCUGUAUUUCCAACCAUACCACCAUAGAAAUAGGCAAAGACCUCAACUAUCUCAAAGAUGGGAAUGGAACUACCAGUGGUAUAGGCAGUAGUGUUGAAAAGUAUGUUGUGGAUGAAAGUGAUUACAUGUCAUUUAUAAACAACCCCAGCCUCACUGUGACUGUCCCAAUUGCUGUUGGAGAAUCUGACUUUGAAAACUUAAAUACUGAAGAGUUCAGCAGCGAGUCAGAUAUGGAAGAAAGCAAAGAGAUUAAGGAAGAUAUUGAAACGCUUUCCUGUGGGAUUGAUUUUCAGAAGCUAAAUGCAACUAGUUCCUCUGAAGGCAGCACAGUUGACAUAGGAGCGCCCGCUGAGGGGGAACAACCUGAGGCUGAACCUGAAGAAUCUCUUGAACCUGAAGCUUGUUUUACAGAAGACUGUGUACGGAAGUUCAAGUGUUGUCAGAUAAGCAUAGAAGAAGGCAAAGGGAAACUCUGGUGGAACCUGAGAAAAACUUGCUACAAGAUAGUGGAGCACAAUUGGUUUGAAACCUUCAUUGUCUUCAUGAUUCUGCUCAGCAGUGGGGCUCUGGCCUUUGAAGAUAUAUACAUUGAGCAGCGAAAAACCAUUAAGACCAUGUUAGAAUAUGCUGACAAAGUUUUCACUUAUAUAUUCAUCCUAGAAAUGCUUCUAAAGUGGGUUGCAUAUGGUUUUCAAAUGUAUUUUACCAAUGCCUGGUGCUGGUUAGACUUCCUGAUUGUUGAUGUCUCAUUGGUUAGCUUAACGGCAAAUGCAUUGGGUUACUCAGAACUUGGUGCCAUCAAAUCUCUCAGAACACUAAGAGCCCUGAGACCAUUGAGAGCCUUAUCCCGCUUUGAAGGAAUGAGGGUGGUUGUGAAUGCUCUUUUAGGAGCCAUCCCAUCCAUCAUGAAUGUACUAUUGGUCUGCUUGAUCUUUUGGCUAAUAUUCAGUAUCAUGGGAGUGAAUCUCUUUGCUGGCAAGUUUUACCAUUGCAUUAACUUCACCACGGGCGAGAUGUUUGAUGUCAGUGUAGUCAACAACUACAGCGAAUGUAAAGCCCUCAUAGAGAGCAAUCAAACUGCCAGGUGGAAAAACGUGAAAGUGAACUUUGAUAAUGUGGGACUUGGAUAUCUUUCUCUGCUUCAAGUAGCCACAUUUAAAGGAUGGAUGGAUAUCAUGUAUGCAGCUGUCGACUCACGAAAUGUAGAAUUGCAACCCAAGUAUGAAGACAAUCUGUAUAUGUACCUUUAUUUUGUCAUCUUCAUUAUUUUUGGUUCAUUCUUUACCUUGAAUCUUUUCAUUGGUGUCAUCAUAGAUAACUUCAACCAACAGAAAAAAAAGUUUGGAGGUCAAGACAUUUUUAUGACGGAAGAACAGAAGAAAUACUACAAUGCAAUGAAAAAACUUGGUUCAAAGAAGCCACAAAAACCUAUACCUCGACCUGCUAACAAAUUCCAGGGCAUGGUCUUUGAUUUUGUAACCAAGCAAGUCUUUGAUAUCAGCAUCAUGAUCCUCAUCUGCCUCAACAUGGUCACCAUGAUGGUGGAAACUGAUGACCAGAGUCAAGAAAUGACGAACAUUUUGUACUGGAUUAAUUUAGUGUUUAUUGUUCUGUUCACUGGAGAAUGUGUGCUAAAGCUAAUUUCUCUUCGCUAUUAUUAUUUCACGAUUGGAUGGAAUAUUUUUGAUUUUGUAGUGGUCAUUCUCUCCAUAGUAGGUAUGUUUCUGGCUGAGUUGAUAGAAAAAUAUUUUGUGUCCCCUACCCUGUUCCGUGUGAUCCGCCUGGCCAGGAUUGGCCGAAUCCUACGUCUGAUCAAAGGAGCAAAGGGGAUCCGCACAUUGCUCUUUGCUUUGAUGAUGUCCCUUCCUGCAUUGUUUAACAUCGGCCUCCUGCUCUUCCUAGUCAUGUUCAUCUACGCCAUUUUUGGGAUGUCCAACUUUGCCUAUGUUAAGCGGGAAGUUGGAAUUGAUGACAUGUUCAACUUUGAGACUUUUGGCAAUAGCAUGAUCUGCCUGUUCCAGAUUACCACCUCUGCUGGGUGGGAUGGAUUGCUAGCACCUAUUCUCAAUAGUGGACCACCCGACUGUGACCCUGAGAAAGAUCACCCCGGGAGCUCAGUUAAGGGAGACUGCGGGAAUCCAUCUGUUGGGAUUUUCUUUUUCGUCAGUUACAUCAUCAUAUCCUUCCUGGUGGUGGUGAACAUGUACAUCGCUGUCAUCCUGGAGAACUUCAGUGUUGCUACGGAGGAAAGUGCAGAGCCCCUGAGCGAGGAUGACUUCGAGAUGUUCUACGAGGUUUGGGAGAAGUUCGACCCCGAUGCAACCCAGUUCAUAGAGUUCUCCAAGCUCUCUGAUUUUGCCGCUGCCCUGGACCCACCUCUUCUCAUAGCAAAACCAAACAAAGUACAGCUUAUUGCCAUGGACCUGCCCAUGGUCAGUGGUGACCGGAUCCACUGCCUUGACAUUUUGUUUGCUUUCACAAAGCGUGUUCUGGGUGAGAGUGGAGAGAUGGAUGCUCUUAGAAUACAGAUGGAGGAGCGGUUCAUGGCAUCAAACCCCUCCAAAGUCUCUUAUGAGCCCAUUACCACCACUUUGAAGCGCAAACAAGAGGAAGUGUCUGCUAUUGUUAUCCAGAGGGCUUACAGACGCUACCUCUUGAAGCAAAAGGUUAAAAAGGUUUCAUCCAUAUAUAAGAAAGACAAAGGCAAAGAAGGUGACGGGACACCUAUUAAAGAAGACAUACUCAUCGACAAACUAAACGAGAAUUCAACCCCAGAGAAAACCGACAUGACACCUUCUACCACUUCUCCACCUUCAUAUGAUAGUGUCACCAAACCAGAAAAAGAAAAAUUUGAAAAAGACAAAUCAGAAAAGGAGGACAAAGGGAAAGAUAGCAGGGAAAGUAAAAAGUAGAAAGAAGAAAGAAUAUUCCAUUUUUGUGAUCAAUUGUUUACAGCCUGUGAUAGUGAUGUAUUUGUGUCAACAGGACUCCCACAGGAGGUCUAUGCCAAACUGACUGUUUUCACAAAUGUAUACAUAAGGUCAGUGCCUAUAACAAGACAGCGACCUCUGGUCAGCAAACGGGGACUCAAUAAACCCGGGAAACAGCGUCACAGGAGGUUUCUGUUUUCACAACCAGCUGACACUGCUGAAGAGCAGAGACCCAAUGGCUACUCAGACUAUAGGAACCAAUUUCAAAGGGGGAGGGAAGUUAAAUUUUUAUGUAAAUUCAACACGUGACACUUGAUAACAGUAGUUGUCACCACUGUUUAUGUUUCAACUGCCACACCUGCCAUAUUUUUACAAAUUGUGUGCUGUGAAUUUAUCACUUUUUUUUUUUAAUUCACAGGUUGUUUACUAUUACAUGUGACUAUUUUUGUAAUUGGGUUUAUGUUUGGGGAGAGGGAUUCAAGGGAGGGAACUCUCCAUUUCUCUAUUGUAUAACUGGAUGCAUUUUUCAAUGAAGGCAUGUUGCAAUUCUCAUUCACAUAUGAAAAAAUAUCACAUCACUCAAGGAAAGAGUUUACUUCUUGUUUCAGGAUGUUUUUAGAUUUUUGAGGUGCUUAAAAUAGCUAUUCAUAUUUUUAAGAUGUUUCAUCCAGAAAAAAAUUUUAAUGUGCCUGUAAAUGUUCCAUAGAACACAGCAUUUAAGAGUUGUUUUAUUUUUACAUAAUCCAUUAUAUGUACAUGUAUAUAUGUAUAUAUGUAUAUGUGCGUGUAUAUACAUAUAUAUGUAUACACACACGCGCACACUUACAGAGACACACGUACCAUUACAUAGUCAUUCAGAGUUGAGUCCUAGCAGCAUGACUACAACAUUUUUAUAAGUGUCCUUUAACAUAAAGUUAAAACAUGCUCUCAGUUCUUUCUAAGAAAUCUGAAUUGACCAAAAAGCAUCCCCACCACCACUUUAUAAAGUUGAUUCUUCUUUUUCCUGCAGUAUUGUUUAGCCAUCUUCUGCUCUUGGUAAGGUUGACAUAGUUUAUGUCAAUUUUAAAACAAAAGUCUGCUUUGUAAAUAGUAAUUUUACCCAGUGGUGCAUGUUUGAGCAAACAAAAAUGAUGAUUUAAGCACAGUAUUUAUUGCAUCAAAUAUGUACCACAGUAAGUAUAGUUUGCAAGCUUUCAACAGGUAAUAUGAUGUAAUUGGUUCCAUUAUAGUUUGAAGCUGUCACUGCUGCAUGUUUAUCUUGCCGAUGCUGCUGUAUCUUAAUCCUUCCACUGUUCCGAAGUCUAUUAUGGGAAGCCAUAUGUCAGUGGUAAAGUGAAGCGUGUUGUUCUACCAAGACCUCAUUCUUCAUGUUGUUAAGCAAUAGAUUGCAGCAAACAAUGAAGAGCUUCUUGCUUUUUACUCUUCCAAUCUUGACUGAACCCUCUAUGGUGAAAAGCCUGACUGUACAAACAUGUUGCAAGCUGCUUAAAUCUGUUGAAAAUAUAUGGUUAGAGUUUUCUAAGAAAAUAUAAAUACUGUACAAAGUUCAUUUUAUUUUAUUUUUCAGCCUUUUGUACAUAAAAUUGAGAAAUGAAAAGUAUCUUCAGGUUGAUGUCAUAGUCACCAUUGUUAGUUUCUGUUCUGAGCACUUUUAAAUUAAAGCACUUCACUAAAUAAGAAGUAAGCACUAAGAUGCAGUAUAGGUUUCUGCUUUUUUGAGUACUGUAAACUUGCACACAUUUCAUUGUGAAACAAAUCUCAAGCUGAAUCCAUUGAUUUGCUUUCAAAUAGGAAUGCCUUAUCAUUGAAAGAGGCUUAAGGAAAGAUCAGCUGAUUCUUAGCAUUGCUUGAAUUUUUUGUUUCCACCUAGUCUUUUUAUUCAGUAAUCAUCAGUCUUUUCCAAUGUUUGUUCACACAGAUAGAUCUAAUCAUACCAACUCACGUGGCACUAGAACUCGACCAGUUCUAGAAUAUUUGUGAUAUGGGAUUCAAGCUUUUCUUUCCCCCAACAAAACCAGAUAGUGAAAUUAUAUUACCAGUUAUAGCAAAACAUUUUGUGUUUCACAAGCAACAUUAAAUGUAGAUUCUUUAUACUAAAGCUAUUGACUUGUAGUGUGUUGGUGAAAUGCAUGCAGGAAAAUGCUAUUACCAUAAAGAACGGUAAACCACAUUACAAUCAAGCCAAAAGAAUAAAGAUUUUGCUUUUGUUUUCGUAUUUAAUUGUUGUCUUUGUUUCUAUCUUUGAAAUGCCAUUUAAAGUUAAAUUUCUAUCAUGUAAAAAUGAUCUCUCAGAAAACGUAAAUGUAAAGAGUACACGUUAAAUAUAAUAAUUCAUCUUUAAAUUUUUUCUUGGAAUGGAAAUUAAUUAAGAAGAGUGUAUUGGAUAUCUAGUUUUAAUAUUGGCCAAAACCCUAGAAAUGGUAUCAGAUAGAGCAGUGGAAAGUUAUAAAAAUUAAUAAAAAAAAUUGACUAACAUUUUAA